CCCGGUUCCAGAAAGAUUGAAAACAAAUGUCACUUAUACCGCGUAAAUCAAUUUUUGGAUUUAUUACAUUCUUUUGUUUAGCUAGAAGUGUUACUGCUAAUAGUUAUAGAAAUAUGAGUAGUCUCGCAGAUGUUCAUUCCGUUGCAUAUGUAACAGUCCCAACGGAAGACGUUGCUAAAAAAUUGGCACAUGGCUUAGUGAAAAAUAAACUAGCUGCAUGUGUUAAUAUCAUACCACAACUUACUUCUGUAUAUGAAUGGAAAAACGAAAUCAAUGAAGAUAGUGAACUUUUAUUGAUGAUAAAAACGAGAACUGAUACUGUGGAUGCUUUGACAAAAUAUGUCAUGGAGAACCACCCAUAUGAAGUCUGUGAAGUAAUUUCAUUACCUAUUAAAAAUGGGAGUGAAAAAUAUCUUAAAUGGAUAAGUGAUAUAGUUCCACCUAUUGAUCAAAGGCAACAAUAA
Molecule: messenger RNA, 464 nt
Organism: Habropoda laboriosa
Lineage: Eukaryota; Metazoa; Arthropoda; Insecta; Hymenoptera; Apidae
Gene: CUTA
Product: protein CutA homolog
Exons: 6
Coding region: 27-464 (145 amino acids)
Biological process (GO): response to metal ion
Molecular function (GO): copper ion binding
Source: RefSeq, a predicted model, not a curated record